Exserohilum turcica Et28A is the source of this 1710-nucleotide messenger RNA. RefSeq lists its product as uncharacterized. The transcript has 3 exons. Gene Ontology annotation, biological process: lactate catabolic process. Gene Ontology annotation, cellular component: mitochondrion. The record is from RefSeq and is a predicted model, not a curated record. Lineage: Eukaryota; Fungi; Ascomycota; Dothideomycetes; Pleosporales; Pleosporaceae. The coding region runs from base 1 to 1710 and encodes 569 amino acids. Gene Ontology annotation, molecular function: FAD binding; D-lactate dehydrogenase (cytochrome) activity; D-lactate dehydrogenase (NAD+) activity.
AUGGCUCGCGCUCCUGCUUACCGUGACCCGGAAUACCAAUCCACACAUUACAAUCUCUUUGCCAAUUCCAUCACCAAACCGCUUCCUUCUGUGCUUCCGCCAGACGUCGAUCGCCCUACUUUCGAGCGUGCCAUAGCGCGUUACAAGAGCGUGGUAGGCGCGGAGCAGGUCAGCCAGGGUGAUGAUUUGAAGGAGUACAUCGAUCCGUUUGAGCUGCAAGAGGACGCGGGAACGCGGCUUAUGCCGAGUGCGGCUGUGCGGCCAAAGAAUACCGAUGAGUUGAAAGGCAUAUUGGCGGUAUCGAAUGAGUUUGGGAUACCGGUUUGGACGUUUUCGAGAGGGAAGAAUCUUGGCUAUGGCGGCCCGUCGCCGCGGGUAAGGGGCUCCGUGGCCCUGGAUUUGCACCGCAUGGAUAAGAUCAUCGAAGUCAAUGCUGAAUACGCAUAUGCUGUUGUGGAGCCAGGCGUCACAUUCACCGACCUGUACAACUAUUGCGCCAAAAAUAAUCUCAAGGUCUGGCCGUCUACGCCGUCAUUAGGCUGGGGCUCCGUCGUGGGGAACACAUUGGAUCGAGGCAUGGGUUUCACGCCUACUGCAGUGCAUCAUCAGAAUAUUGCCGGCGUGGAAGCUAUGCUUGCAAACGGCGAUCUUGUUCGAACGGGGCAGUUUGCAAUUUCCAACUCGCCCUCGGCACACCUCUCCAAGUUUACUUAUGGGCCCAGCAUCGAAGGCCUGUUUCUCCAGUCUAAUCUAGGCGUCGUGACCAAACUUGGCGUUUGGCUGACGCCCACCCCGCAAGCAUACAUGUCGUGUACGUUUAGUGUGCCGGACAUGGAAGACGUUGAGACGAUUAUCGAUGUCUUUGGGCCGCUUCGUCGCGACGGUCUCGUGCCAAAUCCCAUCUACGUGUCCAACGUGACCGAGUGGCUCGGCAUGCUGGGAUACCGGGAAGAUUACUGGCCGCACGAGACGCCGAUUCCAGAUUGGCGUAUCAAAGAGCUACAAAAGCAGCUGGGCCUCGGGUACUGGAGUGCCAAAUUCGGCUUAUAUGGCGCGAAAGACGUGAUUCAAGCCCACUUUGACGAGCUGCAGAAGAUCAUCAAGCAGAAGGCACCAAAGGGCACCCUCGUAGGCAAAAUGUUUGCUGCGCCAGAGGGACAAGGGCUGGAUCCGACGUCGGUGCCUGAGGAGGAAGGCGGUUUCUUCGUCGGCAUCCCAUCGCUUUGGUCGCUGCCCAUGAUCAAGUUCCGACUUCCCAAGUCAGGAGGCGGCAUUGGCGCGCACUGCGAUUAUUGCCCUAUCGUGCCGUCCAACGGCAAAGAGAUACUUUCAUGGGUAAAGGAGACCAAGAGGAUUACUGAAGAGCAAAACUUCGACAUGUUCUGCGACUUCUUUAUACAUGAGCGACAUGUCAUUUUUGUCACCACAAUGGUGCAUGACAAGGCGAAUGCAACGCAUAGACAGGCGGUGCAGAAGAUAUUCGACGGGCUGUUUGAAGCAGGAAAGCAGAGGGGGUACAGCAAGUACCGCAGUCAUGUGAAUCACAUGGAUCGUAUUGCUGCACUGUACGAUUUCAACGACCAUGCCUAUCGGCGGUUUGUCGAGACAAUCAAGGAUGCUGUGGAUCCCAAUGGUAUUCUGUCGCCAGGAAAGCAGGGUAUCUGGCCGAAGCGGUUCCGGGAACAUGCAGCAGCCCACCCUCGUCUGUAG